This is a messenger RNA of Rhagoletis zephyria (snowberry fruit fly), 1278 nucleotides long. Lineage: Eukaryota; Metazoa; Arthropoda; Insecta; Diptera; Tephritidae. The record is from RefSeq and is a predicted model, not a curated record.
AUGGACUGGUUAACAAUUUUUGCUCAAGUUUUAGCCAUUUUGGCAGUUUUUUAUUUUUACAUUAAACACAAAUUGUCAUAUUGGUCCAAAAAAGGCGUUCCACAUCUUGAGGGAAAUCCAUUAACGCUUGGAAUCAACUUUAAACUCUUCUCACAAGGCCCAGAAAUCUACACCAAAGAUCAAUUUGAACGUUGUGGAAAAGUAUAUGGCGUUGCUUCAGCUUUCAGAAAUGUGCUGGUCGUCAAUGAUGCUGAGUUGAUUAAGCAAAUUAUGAUUAAAGACUUUCAUUUGUUUAUGGACAAGCCCACUCAGGGCACUUGGGACGACAUGUGGAACUUGAACUUGUUCAUGUCUGGUGGCGAUGCUUGGAAAAGAAUACGAACUAUUGUCAGUCCUACUUUUACUUCUGGAAAACUUCGAGCAAUGCAUUCAGUGAUGCAUAAUUGCGUGAAAAUGCUGGUUAAUCAUUUGGAAAACGUCGCAAACCCAUCAGCUGAAGUAAACAUCAAGGAAGUGAUUACUGGAUUUACAAUUGAUGUCAUUGCAAUCUUUUUGAUGCCAAUGUGGUUUAACAACUUGUUGGGAAUUCGUUCACAAUUCGAUCCAGAGCAUUUUGAUUUUUUCGGCAAUUUGGUUAAAGAGAUAGUCAAGCAAAGGAAGUCUGGUCAAAAACGAGGAAACGAUUUUGUUCAGUUGUUGAUGGACGCCUAUGCUACUGAUAAUGAACUGAAAGAAUUAAAUUUUGAAAAACUCAUUGCUGAUAUGGAUAAAGAUGAAAACACAUCAUUCAAUGAAAAAAAGCGUUUGGAAUCAUCUAAGAAUUCAUUGAGUGAUUCGGAAAUUGCAGCUCAGUUUGAAACGACUUCAAGCACAAUCACGCACUUGCUGUAUGAGCUGGCUCUGAACCCGACAGUUCAAGAACGCUUGCGCGAAGACCUUGUCCAAGCACUGGGCGACUUGGAUGUCACUUCUGAAGAGUACUUUGACGUUGUCAUGAAUGGCCUGCCGUAUUUAGAAGCAGUCACAAAGGAAACACUACGAAAGUAUCCUCCGCUGAUUCGUCUUGAGAGAAGACUAAGCGCUGAUAGCUACAAGUUGAAUGGAAUUCCAAUUGAAAAGAGCACUAAUGUCGUCGUCAGUUCAUAUGCAGUGCAUCACAAUGCAGAAUACUAUCCGAAUCCAGAAAGCUUUGAUCCUGAACGGUUCAUGCCAGAGAAUAAGCACAAACUGGUUCCAUACACCUACUUGCCGUUCGGCACUGGUACGUUUUUUACAUGA